This is a messenger RNA of Osmerus eperlanus (European smelt), 1608 nucleotides long. RefSeq names its product guanine nucleotide-binding protein subunit alpha-11-like. The record is from RefSeq and is a predicted model, not a curated record. Gene Ontology annotation, molecular function: G protein-coupled receptor binding; guanyl nucleotide binding; G-protein beta/gamma-subunit complex binding. Gene Ontology annotation, cellular component: heterotrimeric G-protein complex. The transcript is spliced from 8 exons. Lineage: Eukaryota; Metazoa; Chordata; Actinopteri; Osmeriformes; Osmeridae. Gene Ontology annotation, biological process: phospholipase C-activating dopamine receptor signaling pathway; action potential; adenylate cyclase-modulating G protein-coupled receptor signaling pathway. Bases 470 to 1579 code for a protein of 369 amino acids.
AGGGAAUGAGCCUCCGUCGAAACUUUAUACGCAGCUCAGCGCGCUCUCUCUCUCUCUCAGGGCGCAUUCCAUUCACUGAGUGCGUUUUCACAAAAGUGCAUACCCAGCAUAGUCCACAGAAGACGUAAAAGACUUUCACGGGGAUCGGUAUAGGCGAUUUUUUGGGGGACAAAGUAUCCACCGAUCAACUGAUCGAAGGCGAAGACUGUUGUGCACUUUUACAACCUAAUGCAGGUGAAUGAACUGAAUGAGGAGAAAAGGAUCACUUGUCAAUAUGAUGUAACUCAUCGUUCACAAGGCGUGUGACACAUUCAAGAUGGGAAUUUCCAGAUGACAACAAAGAUUUAGUUGGAUAACUCACGCGUCGAACGUGGGCCUUAUGAAGAACCUAACAAGAAACAUUCCCAAUAAGCAUUCAUAAUAUAUAAACGGAUUAUUCAUAAACAAACUCAAUCAAUCGUAGUUUGUCAUGGAGGGCUGCUGGUCAUGGUGUCACCGAACCUGCGUCUGUUGCCUAACUGAAGAGGAGAGAGGGACCAUCGCUGUUGACAAGGAAAUUCAGAGGAUACUGCGACAGCAAAAGCAGAGAGAGAGAAAGGAAAUCAAAGUUCUUCUACUCGGCACGGGAGAGAGCGGGAAGACCACCUUCAUCCGCCAGAUGAGGAUCAUCCACGGCAGGGGCUUCUCCGAGGAAGAGAGACGGGCCUUCGCCAAACUCAUCUUCCAGAAUAUCUUCACGGCCGUCAAGGCCAUGACGGGCGCCAUGACCACGCUCAAGAUACCCUACUCCAACAAGGAGAACGAGAUGUAUGCUAAGUGGGUCCAGGAUGUGGACACGGUGCAGGUCACCCAGCUGGACCGGGGCUAUGCGGACGCCAUUCGACACCUCUGGGCUGACGCUGGCCUCCGGGCCUGCUACGGGCGCCGCAGCGAGUACCAGCUCCUGGACUCCACAGAGUACUACAUGAAUAAUCUAGAUCGUCUGGCGGCGCAGGACUACAUCCCCACUGCUCAGGACGUGCUACGGGUCCGCUUCCCUACCACCGGUAUCCACGACUACGCCUUCAACGUGAAGGCCAUCACCCUCAGGAUUGUGGAUGUGGGUGGACAGAAGUCAGAGAGGCGGAAGUGGAUCCACUGUUUUGAGAAUGUCACGUCUCUCAUCUUCUUGGCCUCCCUCAGCGAAUACGACCAGGUCCUGGAGGAGAGAGACACUGAUAACCGGAUGGAGGAGAGCCUGGCUCUGUUCCACACCACCAUCCACUCCCCCUGGUUCCUCAACACCUCCAUCAUCCUCUUCCUUAACAAGACGGACAUCCUGGCCGACAAGGUCCAGACGUCGGACCUGCACAAGUACUUCCCCGGUUUCUCAGGCAAGAGACGCGACGCGGAGGACGCCAAGACGUACGUCCGCAAGAUGUAUGAGCAGCAGGCGCAGAGCCGGGAGAAGAGGGAGAAGAGCAAGACCCUGUACCCCCACUUCACCUGCGCCACGGACACCAACAACAUCCGCAAGGUGUUCAGCGACGUCAAGGACACCGUGCUGCUCAAGUCCCUCACGGACUACGGCGUGAUCUGAGGGGGGGAGACGCCAGGCGGGGGGGGGGG